AUGGAAGUUGCCUGGAUCACAAAGAACCACGGUGACAAUCCCUACAAUGCACGUACACUUGCAUCCGAGUCCUCGAUAGAAGACUUGCUCAUUCAAGCGAGAAGGAUAACGUACGUAAUCGGCCUGGCCGAGAUGAGACGACGCCACUCUUUCAACGCCGUCUAUGACACCGCACAAGAACUGUUUCUCGGAACAUGCGACAGUAGAGGCGUCAGCGGCGUCGUCAGCACGAGUUUGUCCAUGAACAUCGGUUCAUUCGAACGGCCUGCAACCCGAAUCGGACGCUUACGAUUGAAGAGAAGUGGAUCAAUAACGGCGUUGACAAUCUUCGUCGUUUACGCGCCGACAUCAAACUAUGACGAAGAAGUCGAAGCGUUCUAA
This is a messenger RNA of Angiostrongylus costaricensis, 381 nucleotides long. The record is from the annotation of a GenBank genome assembly. NCBI's taxonomy places the organism in Eukaryota, Metazoa, Nematoda, Chromadorea, Rhabditida, Metastrongylidae.